Molecule: messenger RNA, 315 nt
Organism: Laccaria bicolor S238N-H82
Lineage: Eukaryota; Fungi; Basidiomycota; Agaricomycetes; Agaricales; Hydnangiaceae
Exons: 1
Coding region: 1-315 (104 amino acids)
Source: RefSeq, a predicted model, not a curated record
AUGGGGGACGACAAAGUCCGGACAGUCCUGCAAAGCCAAACGUGCAUCAGGCAAUGGCGAGUUUGGUGCCGCCACGAUGUCCGUAAGCUUGGAGGACGCAAGCCCAAGGUCGCUGAUCCAGCUCGCAAACCUCGCGCCCCAGCUAAGGACGCCCAAAACGACUCUGGUGAAGACCUCGAAGCCCCGCCUUUCGACCUACCUCGCCAGGCGCUGAUGGAUGUUGAAGCUCCAGCACCUCCACGUCGCCUCGGGAAGAGCAAGGGGGAAAGUCGUUGUUUCAGCAGCACCCUAUGCUAUUUCAGCGACGAUGCCUGA